This is a messenger RNA of Conger conger (European conger), 1218 nucleotides long. Its product is annotated as neuromedin-K receptor. The record is from RefSeq and is a predicted model, not a curated record. The transcript has 5 exons. Bases 1 to 1218 code for a protein of 405 amino acids. Gene Ontology annotation, cellular component: plasma membrane; sperm midpiece. Gene Ontology annotation, molecular function: tachykinin receptor activity. Gene Ontology annotation, biological process: G protein-coupled receptor signaling pathway; positive regulation of flagellated sperm motility. NCBI's taxonomy places the organism in Eukaryota, Metazoa, Chordata, Actinopteri, Anguilliformes, Congridae.
AUGCAAUCGUCAACUAAUGGAUCUAACGUGACAGGGAAUUUUACCAAUCAGUUUGUUCAGCCACCGUGGCGAAUUGCUUUAUGGUCAGUCGCCUACAGCUUCGUGUUAGUCGUAGCAGUCUUCGGGAACCUGAUUGUGAUUUGGAUAAUCCUGGCACACAAGCGAAUGCGCACGGUCACCAACUACUUUUUGCUUAAUUUGGCUUUUUCUGAUGCUUCAAAGGCUGCCUUCAACACUCUUAUUAAUUUCAUAUAUGCUGUUCAUGGUGAAUGGUACUUCGGUGACUCUUAUUGCAAGUUCCACAACUUCUUUCCCGUCACUGCAGUUUUUUCCAGCAUUUAUUCGAUGACAGCCAUAGCCGUUGACAGGUAUAUGGCCUUUAUCCAUCCUCUGCAACCGAGACUGUCAGCGAAGGCAACUAAAGUGGUCAUCGUGUGUAUCUGGGCACUGGCCAUUGUGCUGGCGUUCCCCCUCUGCUUCUACUCCACCACCAUGAAGAUCCCCAUGAGGACACUGUGCUUUGUGAAAUGGCCCCGGUCUUCUGCCGACUCCUUCAUGUACCAUAUCAUCGUGACCGUACUGGUGUAUAUACUGCCCCUAGUGGUGAUGGGAAUCACGUACACUAUUAUUGGAAUUACUUUGUGGGGUGGCGAGAUCCCUGGGGAUACAAAUAAAAACUACCAUGGGCAGCUUACGGCAAAGAGGAAGGUGGUGAAAAUGAUGAUCAUUGUGGUUCUGACCUUCGCCUUCUGCUGGAUGCCGUACCAUGUUUACUUCAUCGUCACUGGACUCAACAAACUGCUGAACAGGUGGAAGUACAUCCAGCAGGUCUACCUCCUGGUGAUGUGGCUGGCUAUGAGCUCCACCAUGUACAAUCCCAUCAUCUACUGCUGCGUGAACAGCAGAUUCCGGGCCGGGUUUAAACGUGCGUUCCGUUGGUGCCCCUUCAUUAAAGUGUCCACCUAUGACGAGCUUGAGCUUCAGAUGGCCCGGUUCCACCCCACGCGCCAGAGUAGCAUGUACACCGUUUCCCGCCUGGAGUCCAGCACCGCCGUGGCGUACGACCCCGUCGCCGGGGACAACCCCCCCCAGGCCAGGCUGAAAAGCUGCCCCUCCCUCCUCAGUGGCACCAACGGUUUCCCUAGCAACAUGGGGAGGGCUUCCACCAGCUCCAGCCUGUGUAGCCCCCAUGGCACUCCUGCCGAAGACUUGUCCUGA